Molecule: messenger RNA, 1098 nt
Organism: Aspergillus lentulus
Lineage: Eukaryota; Fungi; Ascomycota; Eurotiomycetes; Eurotiales; Aspergillaceae
Source: RefSeq, a predicted model, not a curated record
AUGCUUGAUUUUUUUGCUUCGCGACUGCUCGCUGUCAAGGAUGUGACCGUUGUGGGCGUUAAAUCUGGCAAACAAUUCAAUGAACUCAACUACUUUGCCAAUGUGAUCCAUGAUAUCGAAUCAUUGCCUUCAUUUCAUUUCCAGUCCUUCCGCAUCUCCCACAGGCCUCUGCCGGAGAAGAAGGUAAAGAAACAGAAGGAGGAACAAACGAAAGAGUGGGAAAAGGCUAUGGAAAAGGCUAGGAAAGCGCAUAACAAAGCUGUCAAGGAAACGAAAAAUGACGUUAAACGCAAGGCGCUCGGCGAGUACAAGGAUCCUCCUAUGCCUCCUUUGAAAGCCAUCAUCCCACUCUACCCGGACUGUGUUCUUAAUUUCGUCACUCUUGCCUCUAUUUGCAUCACAAUAGCACUGGCUAUCUGGUCUGGUGUCCAACACGAUGCAGUGGCGUUGCUUGGUCUGGGAACCAUGGCAUUAUCCACCAGCAUGGCCUGUAUGUCUGCACAGUGGCGCCCUCGGCUCACGACCCGCACUGCGGCCGGCCAGGUAGUUGCAGGAGACGUGGUCAUCCGUACUCGGUCAGGUGCCUUCGUCUCCGUUAAAUGCAGCGAGGAGGUUGCACGAGAACUUUACGCCGGCACCGAAACCUGCGAGUAUGUGUACAACGGGCGGUACCACCAGGUCCUUCUCGCCACGAGCACCGUACUUCUCAUGGCUGCCAUUAUCUUCUUGAGUAACUGCGGUUGGAAAAUUCAGAUUGCUGUGGGCCUUGCCUAUAUCAUUCUCAACCUUGCUUAUUGGGCCAUGGCACUGUUGACAGACCUGCGUGAGCCGUGGAAUAUUGAGCACCGUUACGAAGUAGACCUCCUUGAGAAGAAGGACAAUGAAAACUACACUCAGGUAUUGUGGGACGUUAUUCGGACCACUGGGGAGAUUCGCUGGGCCAAAAAGACGGGAGCGGCACCCGCGACAAAGAAUUGGAAUGGAUGGCUGAAGGAGGCGAAGGAGAAUGCUCAUAACCUGAACUGGGAUUGUGUGGAAAGGAGAGAUUGGUGGAUGAAACAAAAGUUUGAGAAAGAGCAUCGUGAGGAUGACGAAUGA